AUGAGAAUUUCGAUAGCUCUCCCUACGAUUUCCAGUGAAUUACUCAAUUCAACCGAGCUAGACACAUUCCUAUUAAAUCUAAAUGCUUCAUCGAAUCGACGACUAUUAUUUUAUGAUGAGAAUAUCAGUGGUUAUAUAAUAUAUACAGAUACGGCUAACGAAGAGAAUAUACCAUAUAAUGCCUAUUUAGAGGCUUCGAUAUUAUCUGGUGAGCAUGAUACUGCGAAUAGUAUCCUUAUUGCUUCAAGAUCUGUGCCUGAUGUCGAUGGAAAUGAGGAUGAAGAGAGCAAAACUGGAAAUGAGAGCCUCAUUUCUAGUCAGUCACUAGAAUCACUGAACAUAAUUUUUAGUGGGGUCAAAGAUGAUACGCAUUAUACCAUUUGGAAGUUUACCAUACCUAUCACUUAUCCAAGAAAGAAAUGCAAUGAUCCUCAUGUCGUGUUUUCAUGCUGGGUAGACCCCAGCGUUGUUGGAUCAGUUGAUACGUCUAUAAAGAGCGAACUCAAAAGCAGCUUACCAGAUUAUAGAGCCCCAAUUUCUGUGAAUCUAUUUUCUGAAUUAAACAACAAUGUCUCGUCGACUAUAGAUUCGGGUACAAAUUACCAACUCUUAGGAGAUAUUUUCAAAAGUAAUGAAGCGUCUGAAAAGGUGUCAACGUCAACAAUUCAAACUGAAAGCGAUGCCAAAAAUAGCAGCAUUAGUACAAGUCUAAGCAUACCCGUUUCGGUAUCUUUGAUAAUUCGACUUAAAUCCACGAAACCUGCUGGAAAGAAUGAAGUCUUGCUCACUAAUCUAAAUCUUGAAUCAUCCGAAGAAAUUACGAAACUUACUGAAAAAACCAAGGAUGAAUACUUUUUCAAGAUUUUAAAUCUAUCUAUUCUGUAUAAAGCAGGAACCAUUGAGGAGUAUAAGUAUACCAAGUUUCCAAUUAUGCUCAAGGUAUGUGAUUCUAUUAGCUUGAUAUACAAGCUUACAAAUAAUGAAUAUCUUGAUAGGGAGGUUCUCAAUCCUGAGAAUAACAAAAAUCAGUUUUUCAGGACUAUCAACAUCACUUUGGUACUUCAGGUCCAAAUAUUUAAUGCAUUAUCUAAUUCAUACGACAACAUUAGUAAUUUGAUCACUACGAAUUGGUCGCCUUGCUUAGACUUGGGAAUAAUUUCCCCUCCUAUAAAUAAUUCGUUGAAAUUAUCAUCAGGAAACUAUCAAAUGCUGUCCCAGCCAGCUGCUCCUUUGUCAGUCUCGGCUCAAGCUCCUGCUGUUCCUUCGAAAGUUUCAAACGCUAGGAAAUCUGCUCUUAUUAAUAUGUACAAGGUAAAGAGUCCAAAUGCGUUGCAUUCUUCGGGGUUAAUGUCAUCUCCUAGUGGCAUAUUCUCUAGCAACAUAAAUUCAAAGAGCAAACAUGGUAAGUCGCUCCUAAGUACUUCGGCGUCGUCCGUGACUGUAAAUUUAACAACAAAUGGUAAUUCUACGUUGUCCGGUUUGAAAUUGACAUUUCAAGGUAGUUUGAGUAUAAAAUCAGGAGCGGUGACUGAAUGGAAGGUGCAAGCCAUUAAUUUGUCACCAUCUAAAUUAAAUAUACGCCUAAUGACCCAAGACAGAGCUGUUCAAACUAAGCAGAAUUUGUAUCCUGCUAGUAACUCGUCUUCCAAUCUCGUUACUUCAAAUAGUGCUGAUUCAAAGACUGAUAUUCUAGUAUAUAGUAAAUAUCAGCUUUAUUCAUUAUAUAAUUCCUUGAGAGUCGUCUCUUCCGGAGUUUUUAUUUUGGAUAAUGAUAUCCAAAUAGGUCCUCUUGAAUGCAACUCAGUAUUCGAGACAAGCUUAAGGAUUUUAGGUGUGAGCAAAGGGAUAUACAAUUUAGAUGGUUUAAAAAUUUUCGAUACAAUCAGUGGGGACGGAUUAGAUUUCGGGAAAUUGGUAGAAGUAUUCGUUGUUUGA
Priceomyces carsonii is the source of this 1935-nucleotide messenger RNA. RefSeq lists its product as uncharacterized. The transcript has a single exon. Bases 1 to 1935 code for a protein of 644 amino acids. Gene Ontology annotation, cellular component: trans-Golgi network; TRAPPII protein complex. The record is from RefSeq and is a predicted model, not a curated record. Gene Ontology annotation, biological process: intra-Golgi vesicle-mediated transport. NCBI's taxonomy places the organism in Eukaryota, Fungi, Ascomycota, Pichiomycetes, Serinales, Debaryomycetaceae.